AUGCCUAAGUUUAUGAAUUUAUCGGUUUUCGUUCUACCUGUUUUAUGGGGUUUGGUGCUUGGUGCCUCUCAAAGUGUACAAAUUGGUGGACUCUUUCCAAGGGGUGCUGAUCAGGAGUACAGUGCAUUUCGGAUAGGAAUGGUUCAAUUCGGCACACCCGAAUUCAGAUUGACGCCCCAUAUUGACAAUCUGGAAGUAGCAAACAGUUUUGCCGUCACCAAUUGUUUCUGUUCCCAGUUCUCGAGAGGAGUUUACGCCAUCUUUGGAUUCUACGACAAGAAGUCGGUCAAUACGAUAACUUCGUUUUGCGGGACUCUCCAUGUUUCAUUUAUCACCCCGAGCUUCCCACUGGACGGAACUCAGCAGUUCAUCAUCCAGAUGAGGCCUGACAUCAAGGGACCCCUACUCAGCCUCAUCGAGUACUACAAGUGGGAUAAGUUUGCCUAUCUCUACGACAGUGAUAGAGGUCUGACCACACUGCAGGUGGUGCUGGACACGGCUGCAGAAAGGAAGUGGCAGGUGACCGCCAUCAAUGUGGGCAACCUGAAGGACGAGAGGAAAGACGAAGCCUACCGCUCCCUCUUCCAGGACCUGGAGAACAAGAAGGAGAGACGGGUAAUCCUGGACUGUGAACAGGACAAAGUCAAAGACAUUAUGGAACAGGUUAUCACCAUUGGCAGACAUGUGAAAGGCUACCACUACAUCAUUGCAAAUUUGGGUUUUGUGGAUGGGGACCUCUCCAAAAUCCAAUAUGGAGGAGCCAACGUCUCAGGUUUCCAGAUUGUGGAUUUCGAUGACCCGUUGGUUUCCAAAUUUGACCAGAGGUGGGAGGCUCUGGAGGAGAAGGAGUACCCUGGUGCCGACAGUAAGAUUAGGUACACGUCUGCGUUGACCUACGACGCGGUGCAGGUGAUGACGGAGGCCUUCCGCUACCUGCACAAGCAGCGCAUUGACAUCGCCAGAAAGGGCAACAACGGCGACUGUCUGGCUAACCCCGCCGUGCCCUGGGCGCAGGGAGUGGAGAUUGAACGAGCGCUCAAACAGGUUCGUGUGGACGGUCUCACAGGGAAUAUUCAGUUCGAUCAACAUGGCAAACGAGUAAACUACUCUGUUAAUAUCAUGGAGCUGAAGAAUAAUGGUCCUGUGAAGAUUGGAUAUUGGAACGAAGUUGACAAAAUGGCUGUCACAAAAUCAGACGUGUUUCCGAAUGACACAACAGGAAUGGAAAACAAAACUGUCAUUGUGACCACAAUCUUGGAAGCCCCAUAUGUAAUGCUCAAGAAGAAUGCUGACCUUUUUUUAGACAAUGAAAGAUACGAGGGCUAUUGUGUAGAUCUGGCUGCUGAGAUAGCCAAGCACUGCGGCUUCAAAUACCAGCUGAAAAUUGUGGGGGAUGGAAAAUAUGGCGCCCGAGACGCUGAGACCAAGAUCUGGAACGGAAUGGUGGGAGAGCUUGUCUAUGGGAAAGCCGAUAUAGCUGUGGCACCGUUGACCAUCACCCUCGUCCGAGAAGAAGUAAUAGACUUCUCCAAGCCCUUUAUGUCACUGGGUAUUUCCAUCAUGAUCAAGAAGCCCCAAAAGUCAAAACCUGGGGUCUUCUCCUUCCUGGACCCUCUGGCCUAUGAAAUCUGGAUGUGUAUCGUGUUUGCCUACAUUGGUGUGAGCGUUGUGCUCUUCCUGGUCAGUCGAUUCAGCCCAUAUGAGUGGCACACAGAGGAGUACGAGGAUGGCCAGAUCCAGACUAAUGAGUCUACCAACGAGUUUGGGAUAUUCAACAGUCUCUGGUUCUCCCUCGGCGCCUUCAUGAGACAGGGCUGUGACAUCUCGCCUAGAUCCCUCUCUGGGCGUAUUGUUGGUGGGGUAUGGUGGUUCUUCACUUUGAUCAUCAUCUCCUCCUACACGGCCAACCUGGCUGCUUUCCUCACUGUUGAGAGGAUGGUGUCGCCCAUAGAGAGUGCUGAGGAUCUGGCGAAGCAGACCGAGAUUGCCUAUGGAACACUGGACUCCGGCAGUACCAAGGAGUUUUUUAGGCGCUCCAAAAUUGCCCUAUUCGAUAAGAUGUGGACUUACAUGCGGAGCGCAGAGCCCUCUGUGUUCGUGAAAACCACAGCAGAGGGGGUGCUGCGGGUGCGCAAGUCCAAGGGCAAAUACGCCUAUCUGCUGGAGUCCACCAUGAAUGAGUACAUCGAGCAGCGGAAGCCUUGCGACACCAUGAAGGUUGGCGGCAACCUGGACUCCAAAGGCUAUGGGAUCGCCACGCCCAAAGGAUCCUCAUUAAGAAAUGCGGUUAACCUCGCAGUACUAAAACUGAAUGAGCAAGGCCUGUUGGACAAAUUGAAAAACAAAUGGUGGUACGACAAAGGAGAGUGCGGCAGCGGGGGAGGUGAUUCCAAGGAGAAGACGAGCGCCCUCAGUCUGAGCAAUGUGGCAGGGGUUUUCUACAUUCUGGUCGGCGGACUUGGUUUGGCCAUGCUGGUGGCCUUGAUUGAGUUCUGUUACAAGUCCCGAGCCGAGGCGAUACGAAUGAAGGUGACCUUCACGGACGCAAUGAGGAGCAAAGCGAGGCUGUCUAUAACGGGGAGUACUGGGGAGAAUGGCCGGGUGAUGACUCCAGAGUUUCCGAAAGCAGUGCAUGCGGUACCUUACGUGAGACCCGGCAUGGGAAUGAACGUCAGCUUGACAGAUCUCUCCUGA
Messenger RNA from Salvelinus namaycush (lake trout), 2694 nucleotides. Its product is annotated as glutamate receptor 2-like. Gene Ontology annotation, cellular component: plasma membrane; AMPA glutamate receptor complex; postsynaptic membrane. The record is from RefSeq and is a predicted model, not a curated record. Bases 1 to 2694 code for a protein of 897 amino acids. The transcript has 16 exons. Gene Ontology annotation, molecular function: transmitter-gated monoatomic ion channel activity involved in regulation of postsynaptic membrane potential; AMPA glutamate receptor activity. NCBI's taxonomy places the organism in Eukaryota, Metazoa, Chordata, Actinopteri, Salmoniformes, Salmonidae. Gene Ontology annotation, biological process: modulation of chemical synaptic transmission; synaptic transmission, glutamatergic; monoatomic ion transport.